GUGACGUAAGCAGCUGUGGCACUUCCUCGUUUGUUUUCUGGGCUGAUGAACCGAAACCAGUCGCCCAAAUUCAGAAUGCAUCUGUCAAGGGUUGGAAUUUACAUGAAGAGGCGAAAGCGGGCCUGCUCUCGAGCUUGAUCAUUAUAGUCUUCCUCCAUCUGGCUGUCACUCUCUUUGCCUCUUCACAUCGGUGCUCAUUUCCUCUCCCUUCACCAACAUGCUGUGCUGGGGGAAUGCCAAGGAUGGGCAGUUGGGUAUUGGUGUGGAGAAGAACCCUGUGUUUGAGCCGAGGAAUUGUCAUGUGUUCAGUGGCAGGGGAAUGAAAGAGGUCGCCUGUGGAAGCCAACACUCUGUGUUUCUUAUGUAUGAUGGCAGUGUGUACACAUGUGGCUCUAACAGCUGGGGACAGCUGGGUCAUGACAAAGCAGGGACUUCCCCAGAGGUUGUUGGGGCUCUGGAUACCCAAAAGAUUGCGAUGGUGUCAUGCGGUCGGGGGCAUUCGAUGGCAGUGAAUGAACAGGGUCAACUGUUUGCCUGGGGAGCUGGUGAUGGGGGACAGCUGGGACUGGGGACCACAGAGACGACUGUUCGAAUUCCCAGGUUGGUCAAAAGACUGUGUGACCAUCGCAUCUCUCAAGUAAUGUGUGGGAAUCAGCACUGCAUCGCACUUUCUAGAGAUGGCCAGCUGUUCACAUGGGGCCAGAACACCAGCGGGCAGCUCGGGUUGGGGAAAGGAGAGCCCAGCAAGCUGUUCCCUCAUCCUCUAAAGUCUCUGGCAGGAAUUCCUUUGGCACAAAUAACGGCAGGAGGAGACCACAGUUUUGCCCUCUCAUUGUCUGGAGCUGUAUUUGGCUGGGGCAAAAACAGAGCUGGACAACUGGGCCUUAAUGAUAAACAAGAUCGUGCCGUCCCAUGCCACAUCAAAUUUUUGAGAUCUCAGAAAGUUGUUUACAUCAGCUGUGGAGAUGAACAUACAGCAGCCUUGACAAAGGAUGGCGGCUUGUUUACGUUUGGUGAUGGCUCGUGGGGUCAGCUGGGUCACGGCUCCACCAAUAGUGAGCUUUUACCUAGACGAGUGCUGGAGCUCAUGGGCACCGAGGUGUCCCAAAUCACCUGUGGCAGGCACCACACGUUGGCGUUCGUGCCUUCCUCUGGCGUGGUAUAUGCGUUUGGUUGUAACAGCCAUGGCCAGCUGGGAACAGGAAUACUGGGGGAUGCCAGAAGCCCAUUUCCUGUCAAGGCCAGUUUCCUGACUGGAAAAUUCCAUAGAAGAGAAUCAAAACAGUAUACCGUGACCAAAAUCAUCUGUGGAGGAGACCAUAGUUUCUUAUUGUACUCUAAUGAGCAGACCUCUGUCCCCUCGGAAGACUUCAGAGUGAUUAAUAUUGGCAAAAGUCUCUCACCAAUCAAUUAUGAAAGUUUGAAUUCGUUGAGGCUGAAACUGAUGUACAACACAGACUCUAGCAUCACAAAUGACGUCAUAGUUCAGCUGUCGUCGACGGCGUGCUGGAAUGCCAGCUUCUUGGACCAAAGUGAUGAUACCCAUUUCAAAACCAACCCAAAGAUCCCAGGCAUCGAUCUCAACUCUGUCAGAAUGCUGUUUGAGACUCUGAGCAAACCAGCUUUCUCUGAACUCAUGGAGCAGGCCACCAAGAGUUUUGAGAGCCUGCUGAUCCCUCAGCUGCCACGCUCCCCUCCUGAUGUCGAGGCCAUGAGGAUCUACCUCAUCUUGUCAGAGUACCCGGCCCUGCAGGACUCCAAAAACUACAUCCGCCUCACUAUACCCCUAGCAAUGGCUAUUCUGCGGCUAGAUGCCAACCCCAGCAAAGUAUUGGACAACUGGUGGUGUAUCGUGGAUGGCAGCGUGUUCACCCGAAUGGUCGACAUGUACAAGAGCAUUGUUGUCUUUAUGCUAACAGGAGGCAAGACGGUGCUCGUGCCCAUGUUCUAUGAGAACUAUUUUCUUGCAACUCUUCGGCUGCUGGAAAAGCUCCACAAGGUAAACUUGAAGGCACAACACGUGGAGUACAACCGCUUUUACAUCCCAGACAUCACCAGCCUCGUGGACAUCCAGGAAGACUACCUCAAAUGGUUUCUGAGUAAAGCUGAGAUUAAAGUGGGAUCAUCCCCUUCACAGAGUGACUUUCCCGCAGUAAACCUAUGUGCCUACCCGUUCAUACUGAACGCAAAAGCCAAGACAACCAUGCUGCAAACUGAUGCUGAACUGCAAAUGCAGAUGGCAGUAAGCGGUGCAAACCUACACAAUGUCUUUAUGCUGCUCACACUGGAACCCCACCUCGCUAGGAACCCUUACCUGGUGCUCCAUGUGCGCAGGAGCCAUUUAGUAAGCGACACACUACGCGAGCUCACCAUGUACUCUGACGUGGACCUCAAGAAACCACUCAAGGUGAUCUUUGAUGGAGAGGAGGCCGUAGACGCAGGCGGCGUAACUAAAGAGUUCUUCCUGCUGCUGUUGAAGGAGCUGAUGGAUCCCGUGUACGGGAUGUUCACUCAUUACAAAGAGUCCAACCUGCUCUGGUUCUCAGAUAAAUGUUUUGUAGAGCAGAACUGGUUCCACCUGAUCGGGAUCAUCUGCGGUCUGGCCAUCUAUAACGCCACAGUGGUGGACCUCCACUUCCCCCUGGCUCUCUACAAGAAGCUGCUCGAGGUGUCACCCACGCUGGAGGACUUCAAAGAGCUCUCACCCACCGAAGCCCGGAGUUUACAACAGCUUUUAGACUAUGAAGGAAGUGACGUGGAGGAGACGUUUCUUCUCAACUUUGCUAUCACCAGGGAGAACUACGGGAUGACAGAAGUCAAGGAGCUGAUUCCCGGAGGAGAGAGCGUCGCUGUGGACAAAAACAACAGGAAGGAGUUUGUGGAGGCCUACCUGCGCUACGUGUUCUCAGACUCGGUGGGGGAGCAGUACUCUGCCUUCUCCGCUGGUUUCCUGAAGGUGUGUGGUGGUGAGAUCCUGUCUCUGUUCCAGCCCUCCGAGCUGAUGGCCAUGGUGGUCGGCAAUAAUAACUACAACUGGGAGGAGAUGGAGAAGAACGCCGUUUAUAAGGGGGAGUACACCGCCACUCAUCCAACAGUCAGAUUGUUCUGGGAGGUUUUCCACGAGUUCCCUCUGGAAAAGAAGAAGCAGUUCUUGUUGUUCCUGACCGGUAGUGACCGCAUUCCCAUCCACGGCAUGGAGAGCCUGCGCAUCAUCAUCCAGUCUACCACAGCAGAGGAGCACUACCUGCCCGUGGCCCACACAUGCUACAACCUGCUGGACAUGCCCCGCUACCAGACCAAAGAGAUCCUGCGCCGCCGCCUCACUCAAGCCGUGGAGCAGUACGAGGGCUUCAGCCUGGUCUGAGGGGAGUCCCAGGGGAGACUUAACGCACUUUAACAGCAAUACACCCCCACGUGAGUGUCAAGAGUGUGAGUGGGCAAUUGUUGGACACAGGAGGGUCACUCUGUUUAUAUAUGGUCUAACAAGAUCGUUAAGCAUCUUGAAUCUUAAAGGUCUAUGUAUGUAAAUGCAGAGUGUUAUUGCUUUUUUGCUUUGGGCAAAGUUCCUCAGCCUUCCAGGACCAUUUAGAGGAGAAUCAAAUGACUGAUAGAUAACAGCCAACAUGGAAAUUAACCAAAAAAGCACUAAAUGGACUAAAAUGUGCAGAACGACCCUGGAUUAUGAAAACUUCGGGACCUAAAAACCAGGACCAGAGAAGGUUGAGAAACUCUUAAUUUCUUUUUGCUUUGUUUUGUUUGCAAAGCUGUGUAUUUUAUAUUCCUUAAAUUCUAUUUUUAAUCAUUAAAGAAUCAUGUUAUUACCUUGA
This is a messenger RNA of Haplochromis burtoni (Burton's mouthbrooder), 3827 nucleotides long. RefSeq names its product HECT and RLD domain containing E3 ubiquitin protein ligase 3 (gene herc3). Gene Ontology annotation, biological process: ubiquitin-dependent protein catabolic process; protein ubiquitination. Gene Ontology annotation, cellular component: cytosol. The coding region runs from base 218 to 3364 and encodes 1048 amino acids. The transcript is spliced from 25 exons. Gene Ontology annotation, molecular function: ubiquitin protein ligase activity. The record is from RefSeq and is a predicted model, not a curated record. Lineage: Eukaryota; Metazoa; Chordata; Actinopteri; Cichliformes; Cichlidae.